Durusdinium trenchii is the source of this 378-nucleotide messenger RNA. NCBI's taxonomy places the organism in Eukaryota, Dinophyceae, Suessiales, Symbiodiniaceae. The record is from the annotation of a GenBank genome assembly.
AUGCCGCGAAGAACUUGCAGGGGUCCACAGGUGGUUCUUUCGGACGUGAUCCUCCAAACUGAUGAGUGUUUCGCCACAGUCCGAAGCCCCAAACGGCGGGACCGGAGAUGGACCCAGCUGUGGCGGACGACUGCAGCGGUGGCGGUCGGCCGGUGGAAGCAGCGGCCGGGCCGGUGGCGGGAAUCGAGUCGGGUCGGAAUGCGGCGGAGCAGCGUACAUGGCGAGUGGUCAAGGUGUACCCUCAGUCUUUGUUCGCAUAUUGGCCUCAGUGAAAGACAAACCGAGGAGCAUGGCCUCUCGGAGCCAAAGGACUGUUCCACCGAGGGCAAUUCUCUCCAACCCCCCAAAGGUUGGUAUAUCUAUGAUGAAGGUAAUUGA